Messenger RNA from Closterium sp. Naga37s-1, 2262 nucleotides. The record is from the annotation of a GenBank genome assembly. Lineage: Eukaryota; Viridiplantae; Streptophyta; Zygnematophyceae; Desmidiales; Closteriaceae.
AUGGACGCUAGCGGACCGUCUAGUGAGUCUCCUAAGGCUACAUCCCCCGGAAGCAUGGCGACGGUUUCUGCCCCUAUCGCUAAAACAGCCGUUCCGCCGGUUACACUAACGUCGCCGCCCACUCCCAGCCAGCAGUUUCUCAUCGCCGGCAAGGUUCAGGAGGCCAUCCGUCAAAUGCUUUCCGUACACCAGGGUCAGACCGUCACCAUUCCGUCCAAUCCCACCCCGUCGACCGCUUCAGGCAGCAGGUCGCACCCAAUCAGCCCUGUGCGAAGCCGCGCGCCGUCUUCGGAGCGGAGCAAGCCGCAGCAGCACCAGAUGGCAGUCGGUCGCAGCGCCAGCAGCGACGGAGGACUCUCCGCUGCUGGCGCUCGGGAUAACAGCAGUGGACCGAACGCGAGUGGCGGUGGAAGCAACGCGAGUGGUGUGCGGAACGCGAGUGAGGGGAGGAACGCUCAGCCUGCGCCGUAUCGCGGCGUUCGGUACCGGCCGUGGGGUCGGUGGGCGGCGGAGAUCCGCGACGCUGGCGGGCGCGGGCGAGUGUGGCUGGGGACGUUCGACACUCCCGAGGAGGCGGCUCGCGCGUACGACGAGGCUGCGCGGGAGAUCCGCGGACCCAAGGCGCAGCUGAAUUUUCCCAAGGAGCCUCGGCUCUCCGCCCCGCUUUCCGCGUCCAAUCAACAGACCCACUCGCCAAGCCCCGCGCCCUCUGUCCCCGCACUCCCCGUCUCCCCCGCCCCAGUCCCGUCCAUCCCCGCAAUCACUAUCACUACAACAGCGCCCGCUGCUACCCCGACUCCGGCUGCUUCACACUUUCCGCUUGGUGCAGCGCCCGCCGCCGCUCUUGCGCGCACGCCGGUAUCGAAAUCCGCGCAGAAGCCCAAACCCCUUCUGCACCUUCCCUUCCUCAACCAGCAAUUGCCCCAACCGCUUCACGAUAACUCGAGACCUCGUACCGUCACAGCCCCUCAGCUCCCCUCCGCGCCUUCCGCCUGCGCGCCCUCCCCCUGUACUCCUUCCCCCGUCCCCAUCACGCGGAAGCGUUCCGCGAUGGAGACGGUCCGCGAAGCCGCCGAGGCGACGCCUGACCUGCGCGAGCUGCGCGAUGUGCGCGACAACUCCUUUGCGCCCGCCGCUACCGCUACAGCUACCAGUACAGCUAUGGGUGCGGGUGCGGGUGCCGCAAUGCAGCCAAUCCAGACGGCGGGUAGCGGCGUUCAUCCGUCAGUCUCGAACGCGUCGUGGUCGUCCGAGCCUAUUCUCGCGCGGAACAGGACGACGAUGCGAGCCGCGUCCGACGGCAAUGGCGCCUUCGGCUCCGUCGCUGGUGACUGGCGAGAUGCGGAUUCCAUGGCUGCUGACGUGGACGAGGAUGAUUGGAUGGCGCAGGCGGGAGGAGAUCCGUUUGGAUUUGGCGUGUUUGGACCCGUGGGAAAGAAGGCCAAGUCGGAAGGGCAUCGGCCGUGGGGGAUGGGCGCGGGGAAAGGCGCGGAAGGGGAAUACAGUGUGGUGACGUGGCCUGCCGUGUGCGAGGUCGAUGGGGAAGAGGCUGGAUGCGGUGGAGAUGGGCGCACAGGGGUACAGCGAGCAAGAGCAGGGGUGGAGAGAGGUGAUAAUGGUCCUAAGAAAAGCUGGUGGGAGGAGGCUCUGAUGAUGGACGACAUUCCGGAAAAAGCGGCGGACGCGACGGCCCUCACGCUUCGAGAGCAAAGCACUGGUAGGAGCGAUAUCAAGCCGGCUGCAGGUGGAAGCAGGCAGGAGGGUCUGGCGGAACGAGCUGCAGCUACUGCGGGUAGCACAGACGCAGCCGUCAGUGUGGUUACGAAAAAUAGCGACGCUCAAAUGGGCUCUGGACGCAGUGUUGACUGUAUCAUGCGUGACAACAGCGGGGGGGAGGAAGCUGCUUCUCCAGUGGCGACUAAGAACGGACCUACUGAGUUUCAAACUGAGGUAGCAGAGCCAAGGUCUGCAGCCAUUGCGACGUCAGCUGAAGCUGACGUGGAUUGGCCAGCAGCUGAUUUGGAAGGGUUCACCCCAGCAUGCUUCUUCACUACGGAGGAGGUCAGCCUCGGCCUAGAUGCGUCCGUGGAAGCGCCUCUAGCGGUAGCAAAUCCGCCUUUCGCGGUAGCAGCGGACAUGCCAGCGACGACAGCAACAGCUGAGGAUUUCUUCAUGGCAGCAGAUUUUGCACUUCAGCGGACGGUCAACGGGUAUGGAUUCCAUUUUCAGCUCAUCGCUGCCGUCAAGCUGCAGCGACCGUGA